Messenger RNA from Vespa crabro (European hornet), 852 nucleotides. RefSeq lists its product as uncharacterized. Gene Ontology annotation, biological process: negative regulation of G2/M transition of mitotic cell cycle. Lineage: Eukaryota; Metazoa; Arthropoda; Insecta; Hymenoptera; Vespidae. The coding region runs from base 5 to 748 and encodes 247 amino acids. The record is from RefSeq and is a predicted model, not a curated record. The transcript has 3 exons.
AAAUAUGAGUAACAUGAAAAAUUAUCGUAAAAAUGGUGGAGGGAAACGUCCACAAAAGAAAACAGAAUCUAAGGAAAAACCACAAUUAUUAGUACAACCUAAACAAUCUUAUGCUGAGUAUGACAAUAACGCAAAAAUUGAUGACAAAAGUAAAGAUUUUGAAUCUUUUAUAAACCAACCAAUUUCGAUGGAUGGGCAAUUUGUUUUUAAAUGUGAAAAGAAUUGGUCUGCAGAUGUAUUAGGAUGUUUUGACUAUUUUACUCUAGAUUUAAACUUACUUUCUGCUGCUAUGAGGUGCAUACCUUUUAAUGAAUGUGUUAAAAUAAAGGAUGAAUAUUUCACAGCUGAUCAAUUAACGAGUUUCUACAAUGCUGUUGAAGAAGGAAAAGAAAUUUAUAAUGAUAUUCUAUCUAAUUUAGAAAUUUCUAGUUCAUCUAAUACAAUGAAUUUUAAUAAAUCAUUAGAUAGAGAAAGUAAAGAAAAACUAGAGAUGAAUUUAAAUCUUCAAAAGUCUAUGACAGAUAAUAAAACAUUUGAAGCUCAGAUAGAAGAUAAAAGUGACGAUAGUGAUACAGAAGAAAGUUUAGAUUUCUUAUUGUCUCUUAAAUCAUCCACCUUACAAAGCAAUAAGAAACAAAUGGCUUCAACAGAUGUAUUUUCUAAAAAUGAACUCAAAACACAGUCUGCUACCUUAUCAACUAAACCAAUUGAUCUUGAAAUCUGGCUAGAUAAAAUAUUAGAUGAUUAAAACAUGAAAUUUGUAUAUUUGUUUAUAAACUUAAUCUUAAGAAUUCAAUAAUAAGAUUGCAUAUAAAUAGGAAAAAUAUUAUUACAAAGUAAUUAGUAAUUUUC